This is a messenger RNA of Gryllus bimaculatus (two-spotted cricket), 3064 nucleotides long. The record is from the annotation of a GenBank genome assembly. Lineage: Eukaryota; Metazoa; Arthropoda; Insecta; Orthoptera; Gryllidae.
CUCUGAUUGGUGCUGUACGAGAGCGCGCAAAUCCCCUUCAACUUUUAUCCUGAUGGCGGCUUCGAGUAUGUUUUUGCCAGUUUGAAGUGUCAGUUGAAAAGAUAUUAUUGUUCGUGUGCCAGUUGAAAUACCUGUCACUCUCGUGUCACAUUUAUUAGUGAUAACAUUUUUAGUGGCAGUGUCAGAAACAAUUGUUUCUGAGUUUCGAAGUGACGAGUUACGCUUGUUUUACCGGUAAUUAUGAAAGGUGUUAUAUUGUAUAUUGUUGAUGCUAUUGUGUUGACGCCAGUUCGUGGUUUUUGAUCACUAUACCAGAAAAUGUAGAAUUUUCGUCAAAUUGAAGGAUUGGCGCUAGUAAAAUCUGUUGGAAAGUACAAGCGUGCGAAUAAUCAAGCUGUAAUUUGUGACCUAUAAAGUGAGCAUCAGUUGACAUUACCUGCAUGUUAAGAGCAUACCUGCUAGUAACAAUUAUACCAUUGUGGAUUUAUAGGAUCAAAAUGUAGACUGAAGGACUAUAUCAUUCCGGUAAAUUAUAUAUCAGUGAAUAUAUUACUUACCUGUUGUUCCAUUGCUGUCACAUACAAGAUAAUUAGAAAUAAUUGAUGGAUGAGAAAAAAAAUAUUAAUGAUCUUCCUGAUGAGAUUCUGGUGGAAAUUUUUUCGUAUCUAAGCGUUGAAGAUCUUGUUCUUCAGGUCAGGCAUGUAAGCAACAGGUGGGGAGAGGUUGUUAAGGAUAGUAGGCUUUGGAAGCAUUUAACAUACCGCCCAGCAUAUCGCUAUACUGAGAGCCAUAUCAUUGAUUUUUUGAAGCAAGCACCUAACCUUCGGUGGUUUGUUCCUCAGUAUCGGUACACAACUGGACGGCUAUUGGAAGCUGUAAUAAAAUAUUGCAAGAAUAUUAGAGAACUAGAAUUAUGUAUCAGUAAAUCAGAUUACUGUUUGGUAGAGAAACUGGUUUUGGAAUGUCGUAAUGUAGAGUAUUUAUCUAUAAUCGGUGAUGACUUUGCAGAAACCAAUGCUCUACAGAUUAUUAGUAAAUGCACAAAAUUGAAGAGUUUGAGGUUAAUAGGGUAUGUGACUACUCAGAAGCGAAAUAUUUUUGUAGAUAUUUCUCGAGGAUGCCCUUCGCUUGAGAGACUAGAUCUUAGAUACCUCACACAUUACAAUAAUGAGGAUUUGGAGAGGUUAUUGAAGCAAAAGAAGAAUACUAUAAUUUCUUUAUAUUUAUAUUGUUGCAAUGAAGGGCAAAAAUGUUCUUUACCUGUAAUAUUUGAAUCUUGCCCAAGGUUGCAGUUACUGCAUGUAAAUGGACAUGGGGGAGGUCCUUAUGCUGAUGACUUUGCAUCUUUUAAGAACAUGCGCAAUCUGAAAACUCUCUCAAUGUUAGAUUUUAGAUGCUCCAAUGUGAACUCGGUGAGUGAGUAUUUUGAGACAGGCUCUGUAUAUAAUCUAGUAAAUCUUGAUUUAAGCAGCUUUGAGAAUUUUGGAAAGCGACUGGCUCAAGCUAUUUUUACAAAAUGCUCCAAUUUACAAGAUUUAAAUCUUGGAGAUUGUCGAAAAUUGACAGAUGAAUGUUUGGAGUCUAUUGGGAACCUAAGAAAUCUAGAAAAUCUUCAUAUGGAUGGUUGUGAGGCCAUUACUGAUAAUGGUGUAACUUACAUAGUUAGAUGCACUAAGUUAAAAUAUUUAAAUUUAAAUGAUUGUGACAAGAUUACCAAUGAAAGCUUUCUGUUGUGCUGCAUGCAUUUAAAAAUGUUAAGAGAACUGCAAAUGAAUGCUUGUAAAGUUGAGUCAAAUUCCUUGUUACUGAUCCCAGAGGAACUGAAGAAUUUACGUACUCUAAGUAUUCACAUGAAAGGUUUGAAAAGAAGAGUUAUUCGAAUAAUGAAAGAGACCAUGCCAAAGUUACACAUUCAGUUGGAGCAAGAUUAAUAAGGAUUCCAUGAAAAGUUCUUGUAUUAAUGUAAACUUAUUGAAUUUUAAAUGUUCGUGACUGUAUGUGAGCAAGCAAAGUGUCUCUCUUCAGCAUUCACUUUUGGUUUAAGUGAAUUUGGCGUAUUGUUGUCAACUUAAGCAACUAGUUUAUAAGUUAGUUAAGAACAUACAAAACGUAUAUUCACAUCUUUUCCAAAAAUAUGAUAUUGUGAACAGUGUUGAUUUUAGGAAAUUUUCCUGUUUGUAUCCACCAUUUUCAGUUGGCAAGAACAAUUUGUGUAGAGCAAGAACUCUCUAUAUUUUUUAGUUUUUAUCUGGAUUCUUGUUCAUUGGCACAAUAUUGCAUCUGCAAAUUUUGUAUCCUCAAUUAACUCUUUAAGUGGUAACACAAAAUGUAUUUCUUUAUAGGUAACACUGGUCUCUCAGACCCUGCAAAGUUUUUUGAGCUAUUUGUGCAUUAUUCAAUGUUCUUAUUGAAUGUACUUGUGUAACUAUUAACAUGUAUAUUUGAAUCCAAAUUUUGUAAUAAAUUUUUUUAACAUUGAAAUUAAAUUGUUUCAAACGUACAACAGUAAGUACGGUAAGAAAAAUUACAGAGCAAUUUUAUCACAUCAAAAGAGACUCCCAAAUCAUGCAUAGUUCAGCGUUCAAAGUCACUUUUCAACAAAUGUUUUAAAAAAAUUAAUGUUAUGUUACGCUAAUUGAAUACCCUCCUGCCCCUAGGCAAAGCAGAAUAAUGCUGCCUCACCCUACCCCCCUUCUUUGGCAUUAUUACGUAACUUAUGGAUGACUUCUAUAGCCAAAUGAACAAAGAGAGUGGGUAGAAAAGACAGUGGGUAGGGUCUGAGAAAUUGGUUUACCACUUAAGAGUUAAGAGAAUUUAGUGUUGCUGUGUAUCUUAAAAUUCCAUGGUUUUGUGUAAUGCAGAUGUUGUGUAUUGUAUUCAAAUGACAAUGUCACAUCUUUCUUAAAGAUGCAAUUAAUACUAAAAAAAACACAAGUAAUUUCCAUGUGAUGGCGGUGUAUUCUUGAAAAAAUUUACAUUGUAUUAAUGUCUCUUAAAUAAACUUUUCAAAAAUUUUUCUUCUUUUGAGUUUGUGUAUUUAUAAAGAAUCAAACCUUCAGAGAGU